UGGACGGUAGAUAACAUGACAUGAGCAUGCAGCCAUGUAACCUAUAAAGCCCCCAGUCACUCUCUUCUGUUUCAGCAGCUGUCUGCACGUCGACAAUGGCACAUAAACAUAUAUUGUGGAUCUUUACCCUAACUGCUUCACUCAAUCUCUCAGUGAGUCAUGGUCCUCUUGAAGGAGUGAGCGACUAUGAGGUGGUCCGACCCAUCAGGCUACAUUCUCUGCAGAAAAGAGAAACACAAUCAUCCAGACUGGAAACUCUGAAGUAUGCAAUGAGAGUGGGUGGGAAAGACAUUGAGAUGCAUCUGGAGAAGAAUGGCGAAUUACUCACCAACGACUAUAGUGAGACUUACUACACUGAGGAUGGUACACCAGUCACCUCUACACCUCGGGAUGUGGACCACUGCUACUACCACGGCACCAUUGUGAAUGACAGUGUGUCAACGGUUAGCAUGAGCACCUGCGAUGGACUCAGGGGAUAUUUCAGAACAGCCGCCCAAAGGUACCUGAUUGAGCCUCUGUCAGGGGGGGAUGAUGGCGAUCACGCAGUGCUGAAAUACGAGGACCAGAGCUCCAAGCCUGUGAUGUGUGGAGUCACCAACACUAGCUGGAAUGCAGACUACCCUCCCAUAACUAGCAAAAGCCGCUCUCGUGGCUCAGGUCCAUCUCUACUUCAACAGCAAAAGUAUGUUGAGCUCGUCCUUGUUGCAGACAACCGUGAGUACAAGAACAUGAAAAGUAACCCCAGAGAGCUGCGUAAGAGGAUAUUUGAAGUGGUCAACUUUGUCAACAUGGUAUACAAGCCCCUCAACACCUUCAUUGCCUUGGUUGGUCUGGAGGUGUGGACAGACAAUGAUAAGAUAUCAGUGACCGCCCCUGCUGGUGCCACCCUGGAUGCCUUUACCAAGUGGAGGAACAGCGACCUGGUCAACACCAAGCGUCAUGACAACGCACACCUCAUCAGUGGCAUUGACUUUGAGGGCUCGACGGUGGGUCUGGCCUUCAUUGGGACUCUAUGUUCAGAUCAUUCAGUUGGGAUUGUGCAGGAUCACAACCCCAGGGCCAUUGCUGUAGGGGCCACAUUGGCCCACGAGAUGGGCCACAACCUGGGCAUGAACCACGAUGACUCCAGUGCCUGUACUUGUUCUGGGAAUAGUUGUAUAAUGGCCGGGGCCCUCAGCUGGGAUAUCCCAAAGUCAUUCAGUAGCUGCAGUAGUGUAAGCUAUGACCAGUUUCUGAAUAAUCGUAACCCUGAGUGUCUGCUGGACAAGCCAGACUACCGGAAUGUGGAAUCAACCCCAGUGUGUGGCAAUGGCUUCCUGGAGACAGGAGAGCAGUGUGAUUGUGGCUCCCUGGAGGAGUGUACAAACCCAUGCUGUAAUGCCACCAGCUGCACACUGACUAAGGGCUCAGAGUGUGCUGCAGGAGCGUGCUGUGACAACUGUAAGAUCUUGUCCUCAUCCAGAGAGUGCAGAAUGAAGCAUGAUGACUGUGACUUGCCAGAAUACUGCACAGGGAAAUCGUCCGACUGUCCCGAGGACGUCUUCACUGUCAACGGGAUUCCCUGUGAUGGAGGACGUGGGUACUGCAACAACGGCCAGUGUCCACAGCACCACACCCAGUGUGUGAAAAUGUAUGGACCAUCUGCUGAAACCGCCAGAACGUUCUGCUAUGAGCAGAACACCAGAGGACUGUACUACGCCUACUGUAAACGGCCUUCAAAGGACCAGUACAUCCCCUGUCAGAGACAAGAUGUGCAGUGUGGGAAACUCUUCUGCAAGAACGGUAAUGACAACCCCAACUAUGGUCGCAUGGUGAAAUUCUCCGACUGCAAAGCCUCAUUCUACGAUGACACCAGUGAUUUUGGACAGGUGGACACUGGGACCAAGUGUAAUGAUGGAAAGGUGUGCAGCCAGAAUGAAUGUGUGGAUUUUGAGACGGCCUACGGACCUAGAGUCACCAACUGCUCAGCACUAUGUAAAGGACAUGCUGUGUGUAAUCACAAAAUGGAGUGCCAGUGUGAGCCAGGAUGGUUACUUCCCGGCUGUGAUGCAAAGGAUGAACGCUUCACCGGUCUCUCCAGAGAAGGACUGAUUGCCAUUGUAGUGACAGUCACUCUGCUGCUCCUGGCUGCUAUUGCUGGGGUAGUGGCUGUGUUCCUUAAGAAGAGACAACAGUCCCCCACUCUCCCUAGCUACCAUAACCAGCAGAACACCUAUAACGUGUACAACGACCACUAUAACAAACGGCCAAUCCCCAGCCAAAACAACACUAUGCCACAACAGCCCAAGCGACCAAAGGGUGUUCCGCCCCCACCCCCUCCUGCUGCUAACCAAUCACGAGCCCCAGCCCAUGACUUCAGGGCCGUACGACAGGCUUUGAGGCCCCCACCCCCACGGGUCUGAUGUCGCCAUCGAGAGGAGAAGAAACAGGAGGAUCACACAGACCGUACCAAGAUCUCAAAUGCAGGGCUGCCAGAGCUGAGUGCAGUUAGUGCAUUGAGACCUCAUGUCUUUAGGAUAGUUUUACAGAUAGUUGAAGUUUACAUACACCUUACCCAAAUACAUUUAAACUCAGUUUUUUACAAUUCCUGACAUUUAAUCCUAGUAAAAAUUCCCUGUCUUAGGUCAAUUAGGAUAACCACUUUAUUUUAAGAA
Oncorhynchus tshawytscha (Chinook salmon) is the source of this 2654-nucleotide messenger RNA. RefSeq names its product zinc metalloproteinase-disintegrin-like brevilysin H2a. Bases 96 to 2402 code for a protein of 768 amino acids. The record is from RefSeq and is a predicted model, not a curated record. NCBI's taxonomy places the organism in Eukaryota, Metazoa, Chordata, Actinopteri, Salmoniformes, Salmonidae. Gene Ontology annotation, molecular function: metalloendopeptidase activity. Gene Ontology annotation, cellular component: plasma membrane. The transcript is spliced from 22 exons. Gene Ontology annotation, biological process: proteolysis.